Closterium sp. NIES-65 is the source of this 294-nucleotide messenger RNA. The record is from the annotation of a GenBank genome assembly. Lineage: Eukaryota; Viridiplantae; Streptophyta; Zygnematophyceae; Desmidiales; Closteriaceae.
AUGGCAGCCGGGUUUCACGCAGGAGAUGCUGGACCCUGCAUGGCAGCAAAGGUGCACUACGAGGAGGUCACACUGGAGAUGCUGCUCGGCCUCGCUUCUUACAUCCGCUGUUCAAAUCACAAUAACGCAAGCUUUUGUCUCCCCCUUUCUUUUCCCAAGCCCACUCUUUUUCCCGCCGCCCCCUCUCUCUCCGUUUCCUCUUCUCCCCUCUCCCCCCCCCGCUCUCCUUCCCCUUUUCCCCUCUUCUUCUUCCCGCCCUUCUCCUUUUCCCCACCCCGUCUCCUUCCCCCUUAG